AUGGAAGUUCUCCUCAACCUCAAAUCCUCCAUGACUGGUCCAAAAGGCAACGGCCUCCACGACUGGGUUCACUCCACUUCUCCGGCGGCUCACUGCUCUUUCUCCGGCGUUUCCUGCGACGGCGACACUCGUGUUGUCUCCCUCAACGUCUCUUUUACUCCUCUGUUUGGAACCAUCUCACCGGAGAUUGGGAUGUUGACUCGUUUGGUGAAUCUGACUUUAGCUGCGAACAAUUUAACCGGUAGUUUGCCGUCGGAGAUGAAGAGUCUAACUGCUCUCAAGGUUUUGAAUGUCUCCAACAACGGAAACCUCAGCGGAAGCUUCCCCGGAGGGAUUCUAACUUCCAUGGCUGAGCUUGAAGUCCUUGACGCAUAUAACAACAACUUCACCGGGACGUUACCGCCGGAGAUUCCGGGGCUUAAGAAGCUGAAACACCUCUCCCUCGGCGGAAAUUUCUUCACCGGAGAGAUUCCAGAGAGCUACGGAGAUAUCAAGAGCUUGGAGUAUCUUGGACUCAACGGCGCUGGUCUCUCCGGCGAUUCUCCGGGGUUCUUGUCACGCCUUAAGAAUCUCAGAGAAAUGUACGUUGGCUACUUCAACAGCUACACCGGCGGUGUUCCGCCGGAGUUCGGUGGAUUGUCGAAGCUUGAGGUCCUUGACAUGGCGAGUUGUACACUCACCGGAGAGAUUCCGACGACACUGAGUAACCUGAAGCAUUUGCAUACGUUGUUUCUUCAUAUCAACAAUUUAACCGGACAUAUCCCACCAGAGCUCUCCGGUUUAAUCAGCCUUAAAUCGCUCGAUCUAUCAAUCAACCAGCUAACCGGAGAGAUUCCUCAGAGCUUCAUCGGUCUGGGAAACAUCACUCUGAUCAAUCUGUUCAGGAACAAUCUCUACGGGCAAAUACCGGAGUUCAUCGGAGAAUUGCCGAAGCUGGAGGUGUUCAAAGUUUGGGAGAACAACUUCACGUUAGAGUUGCCGGCGAAUCUUGGACGGAACGGGAAGCUGAAGCAGCUCGAUGUCUCUGACAAUCAUCUCACGGGACUCAUCCCCAAGGAUUUGUGCAGAGGCGAGAAGCUGGAGAUGCUGAUACUCUCCAACAACUUCUUGUUUGGCCCUAUUCCGGAAGAGCUAGGUCAGUGCAAGUCGCUAAACAAAAUCAGAAUCGUUAAGAAUCUUCUCAACGGGACUGUUCCGGCGGGUCUCUUCGACCUGCCGCUGGUUACGAUUAUCGAACUCACGGAUAAUUUCUUCUCCGGCGAACUUCCGGCAGCGAUGUCCGGCGAUGUUCUCGAUCAGAUUUACCUCUCGAACAACUGGUUUUCCGGCGAAAUCCCCUCUGCGAUCGGUAAUUUCCCUAAUUUACAGACCUUGUUCUUGGACAGGAACCGAUUUCGCGGGAACAUUCCGAGAGAAAUCUUCGAGUUGAAGCAUCUCUCGAAGAUCAACACAAGUGCGAACAACAUCACCGGCGAAAUUCCCGAUUCCAUCUCCAGCUGCACUUCCUUAAUCUCCGUCGAUCUCAGCCGUAACCGUAUAGAAGGAGAAAUCCCUAAGGAGAUCCACAACGUGAUUAACCUGGGAACUCUGAAUCUCUCCGGCAAUCAGUUAACCGGCCCCAUACCUACCGGAAUCGGAAACAUGACGAGUUUAACCACUCUCGAUCUCUCCUUCAACGACCUCUCCGGACGAGUACCACUCGGCGGUCAAUUCAUGGUGUUCAACGACACUUCCUUCGCCGGAAAUCCUUACCUCUGCUUGCCUCACCACGUCUCAUGUCUAACGCGGCCAGGGCAAACCUCCGAUCACAGCCACACGGCGUUGUUCUCACCAUCAAGGAUCGUCAUCACGGUUAUCGCAGCGAUCACUGCCUUGAUCCUGAUCAGCGUAGCGAUUCGACAGAUGAACAAGAAGAAACACCAGAAGUCCCUCGCCUGGAAGCUAACCGCCUUCCAGCGACUAGAUUUCAAAGCCGACGACGUCCUCGAGUGCCUUCAGGAAGAGAACAUAAUCGGCAAAGGCGGAGCCGGGAUCGUCUACCGCGGAUCCAUGCCAAACAACGUAGACGUCGCGAUCAAACGCCUCGUAGGCCGUGGAACGGGAAGAAGCGACCACGGAUUCACGGCGGAGAUCCAGACGCUCGGAAGGAUCCGGCACCGCCACAUCGUGAGACUCCUCGGCUACGUAGCGAACAAGGACACGAAUCUGCUUCUCUACGAGUACAUGCCUAACGAGUAUGCUUACACUUUGAAAGUGGACGAGAAGAGUGAUGUGUACAGUUUUGGUGUGGUUCUGUUGGAGCUAAUAGCUGGGAAGAAACCGGUUGGUGAAUUUGGGGAAGGAGUGGAUAUAGUUAGGUGGGUGAGGAACACGGAGGGUGAGAUACCUCAACCGUCGGAUGCAGCUACUGUUGUUGCGAUCGUUGACCCGAGGUUGACUGGUUAUCCGUUGACCAGUGUGAUACAUGUGUUCAAGAUAGCGAUGAUGUGUGUAGAGGAUGAGGCAGCGUCAAGGCCGACAAUGAGAGAGGUUGUGCACAUGCUCACGAACCCUCCCAAGUCCGUGACUAACUUGAUCGCGUUCUGA
Thlaspi arvense is the source of this 2586-nucleotide messenger RNA. The record is from the annotation of a GenBank genome assembly. NCBI's taxonomy places the organism in Eukaryota, Viridiplantae, Streptophyta, Magnoliopsida, Brassicales, Brassicaceae.